AUGCCGCCGAGAACGAGAGCAACGAACACGUUCCAGCACCCGGGUCAAGUCGUCCUUGAUCUCGAGGCGGCCGACAAGCAGCCACGUCGAACUGCAGCUCAGAUGGCCGCUUUUCGCAAGCAACAGGCUGAAGAGAAGCGCAACGAGGAGGUGGCGACAACCUCGACGCUCAAGGUGCUUGCGCAGCACCAAGAUGCGAUGCUCCGACGUGACAAUCUCGAGCAGCACGCCUCUUCCUCCAUCCCGCAGCCUGCUUCUGCACCCGCCCAAGUGUCUGCAACUAAUCCAGGCUCGCAGGCCGUCCCUAAGCCGAAGCCUAAGAGGAAGAAGCCAGGGCGUGCGGAGGUAGAGGCCUUCUGUCAUGGCGCUUCCGAGCCCGUGGCAGAACCGUCUACUUCCGAGUCGUUGCCGGUCAAAACUGGAAACAAGCGCAAGUCGGAUGUUUCUUCGGCCGAGGUUUCCGAGCCUCCUCCCGACGCAAAGCGCGUCAAGCCUGCGAACCCAUCUGGGCUUCUUUCCACCUGGCCGGCGCAACCGAAGACACCGGCGCGCCCUGCAUCCCGCGCAUCCCGCAAGAAUCAGCAGGCCACUGCAAGCUCGAAGCCUGCUACGAAGGAGAACGUGCUUCCCCGCCGUGAGCAGAAGAUGGCUUCCAUCUUUGAACUCACGGCCGCGAGCAGUAUCUCUCCCCUCGACGACGGUGCUGAUAGCUCGGAGGAACUCAACACCCCGGAGAAGGCUGGGUAUGCCGACUCAGACGCCGAUGAACAGGACUCGGAGAAAGCAGGCGGACCCGCGGCGCGAACGUCUCUUGGCUCUGCGGCACACAGCAACCGUGCCGUUGAGCAGCGCAACACCUCGAAGGGGAUCGUCUCUGUCAACCGUGAGAAGCCCGAUGAGGCCGCCAAGAAGGCUGCCAGCCAGGUCGCCAAACAGAACAAGGCAUGCGACGAGCGGAAGCCGGUCAAGCGUAUCACGAACGAGGAUCUCCCUUGUUCGCCAAAGGACUGGAUCUCGUUGUUCGUCCCGACGUUGUUCGAGCACCUCGGUCGGCUGGACAAUCCUUGGGCCACGCAGGAUGCAAACGACAUGGUCUAUCUCCAGAAGUGCUGGAAUGAUAUCUUCCCUACCAUCAAGCACGUCGUCACCAACUCGUCCCCGGCAGGGCGUAAAUGCCACGACUGGCGUACUAGUAUAGGCAAGAACGCUGUCGCUGCUGUUCAGAAGCACUGGGGUGACAGCAUAAUGCCGGCUGCCGACCGUGCCAAAUACGUUGAGAGACUGCUCCAUAGGGGAGAGUCUGAUCCGAUGGGCACGGCCCUGUUCCUCUGGCGUGACUGGCGCCAUCAAACCGAUGGCACGAUUACAAAGAGACACGGCCGCUUCCAAUCUCGUCCGAUCCUUGAGACUCUCGCCUAUCACCUGCAGGCGACUGACGCAGCCAUUUACGGAUCUGUCCACUAUCCGUGUGGUGCACUACUCAUUGGUACCUACUCGAUACUAACGGUACAGCCGGAGUGCAUUUCGACCGUUGCAAACGGUAAAGCCGCCUCCGGCCGGAGCUGUGAUUUCCUCGUUGCAAACAGGCCGGCCGGACUGGUUUCUAACAAGCCGGCCGAGUGUAUCUCAAACCAGUUCAAACGGUCCGGCCGGUGUAUCCCUAGGGCACCUAUGUUCUGUCUGAACAGGGGGGCCAUUUAG
Fomitopsis serialis is the source of this 1701-nucleotide messenger RNA. RefSeq lists its product as uncharacterized. The transcript is spliced from 7 exons. Lineage: Eukaryota; Fungi; Basidiomycota; Agaricomycetes; Polyporales; Fomitopsidaceae. The record is from RefSeq and is a predicted model, not a curated record. The coding region runs from base 1 to 1701 and encodes 566 amino acids.